AUGGCAUCUGCGCCGUCCGCUACAUCCGAUUGGAAGGCCCACUUCUCAACCUUCUACUACAGCAUUACAGCAGUUACCUGCACAGCCAUCUUACUAAUUACAGUCAAAUUCAUUGCUAUGGGAUGGUGCUGCCGGCAUCGUCCAAACCAUCGGAGGUUCAGUGAGCCUCUUGAAGACACGAUUAGUGUGCCCGAAAAUUACAAUGGGCAGUCGAUUCCGAUGCAUAAGUACCGGAAAGAAGACACCCAUGUGGGAUUUUCAGCAAAUGAGUGUACAGUGUGCUUGAUGGCUUUCUUUGACGGCGAAGACGUCCGGCAGCUGCCCAAGUGCAAACACUCCUACCAUGCUCCUUGUAUUGAUAUGUGGCUCUACUCUCACUCCAACUGCCCACUUUGUCGUGCCACUGUUACUGUGCCUAGUGUGCAUUGCCGGGCCCCAGUAAAGGGGAAGAUAUGCAUCAAGGUUCGACAGACCCCAGCAACAUGGCUUGAGUACUAG
Molecule: messenger RNA, 498 nt
Organism: Magnolia sinica
Lineage: Eukaryota; Viridiplantae; Streptophyta; Magnoliopsida; Magnoliales; Magnoliaceae
Product: RING-H2 finger protein ATL52-like
Exons: 1
Coding region: 1-498 (165 amino acids)
Biological process (GO): protein ubiquitination
Source: RefSeq, a predicted model, not a curated record